AUGUUUCCUACCCGUCCUCCUGCGCCCUCGGGGCCAGGACCAUCUUACAAAUUUACGGUUGUGGAAACAUGCGACCGAAUUAAAGAAGAAUUUAACUACGUGCAGCAACAGUGUCACUCUCUUCAACUCGAACGGGAGAAAUUGUUGAGUGAGAGGGUGGAUAUGCAAAGAAUAUGUGUGGUGUAUUACGAAAUGGCGAAUGGCUUAAACCUUGAGAUGCACCGACAGAUGGAAAUUGCUAAAAGAUUGAACGCUAUCCUUACUCAAGUGAUUCCGUUCCUUUCACAGGAGCAUCAGUCCCAAGUUUCUUCUGCAAUCGAGCGUGCUAAACAAGUUACCAUGCAAGAACUAAACUCAGUUUUGGCGGCUCAAAUGGAAGAUACUAAAGUGACGAAAUUUUCCAAUGGUAGCAAUAUGGGCCUUUCUAAUGACCAGCUCGAAAUUUACAAGCAAAUCCAAGUUCACCAAAUGUCUUCUGGUGGAAGCCCUGGAGCAUCAAUGCCGGGCUCUUCUGGACAGGGUACAUCUCAUAGCACGCCUCUUGGUGGAAACCUUACUGGGAGUGCUAGCUUUGGUCCUCAUAGCGGGUCAUCUGCCUCUGGAAUGCUUCCCUCUAGCACACCGUCUAUAUCAGCUGCACUCCUUAAUGGUCUUAUGUCAGCUCAUGUUGGUGCUGGGGGUGUUAUGAUGCCUCCACCCGGUUCCGCAGGUUUACCUUUGACUGGCGCACCAGGAGGGCCAACAACAUGUGCACGCGAUUCCGAGAAAUUUUCCUCAGAUGAUAAACAGGCUUACUUCAUUUGUGGCGUCGGAUGA
This is a messenger RNA of Dibothriocephalus latus, 816 nucleotides long. The record is from the annotation of a GenBank genome assembly. NCBI's taxonomy places the organism in Eukaryota, Metazoa, Platyhelminthes, Cestoda, Diphyllobothriidea, Diphyllobothriidae.